Molecule: messenger RNA, 3072 nt
Organism: Cyprinodon variegatus (sheepshead minnow)
Lineage: Eukaryota; Metazoa; Chordata; Actinopteri; Cyprinodontiformes; Cyprinodontidae
Product: poly(rC)-binding protein 3-like
Exons: 13
Coding region: 336-1325 (329 amino acids)
Biological process (GO): regulation of gene expression; regulation of RNA metabolic process
Cellular component (GO): cytoplasm; nucleus
Molecular function (GO): mRNA binding
Source: RefSeq, a predicted model, not a curated record
GCAACAGAAACCUCGCUCGACGAUACGAGUUGGUUUCAUCGUAUAAAUUCAAGAGGCGUCACAUGUAGAUUGGGUCGCUCACGUGACUCCGGUUUGAUGGGCCAAUAGCGUGGCAGAGUUCUUUAUUUUUUUUUCUGAUCAGAGCUAAAGGAAAAGAGGUGGGUGGGAGGAGGAGGGAGAAAUCAUUUUCCCUUUGCGAUUUUUUAAUCCUCCAACGGCGAAAGUGGUCGUCAGCUACUGUAUCCUGCCCUGCAAAAAGCUGACCGGUUAGCUGAUUCCACCACCACCUCCUCUCUCACGUGACCACGCCCCUUCCUUUCACUUCCAAUCCCGACAUGGAACCCAUCAAGGUGCAAUCAGAAGGCGGUCUAAAUGUGACUCUCACCAUCAGGCUGCUGAUGCAUGGAAAGGAGGUGGGAAGCAUAAUCGGAAAGAAAGGAGAAACUGUGAAGAAAAUGCGCGAAGAUAGUGGUGCCCGCAUCAACAUCUCGGAGGGGAAUUGUCCUGAGCGGAUAGUGACAAUCACCGGGCCGACAGACGCCAUUUUCAAGGCCUUUGCCAUGAUUGCCUACAAGUUUGAAGAGGAUAUAAUCAAUUCAAUGAGCAACAGUCCGGCCACCAGUAAGCCACCAGUAACCCUGAGGCUCGUCGUUCCUGCCAGCCAGUGUGGCUCCCUUAUCGGGAAAGGCGGUUCCAAAAUUAAAGAAAUGAGAGAGUCCACAGGAGCUCAGGUGCAGGUUGCAGGCGACAUGCUGCCCAACUCCACCGAGAGAGCAGUGACCAUCUCUGGAGCGCCGGAAGCCAUCAUCCAGUGUGUCAAACAGAUAUGUGUGGUGAUGCUGGAGUCCCCACCGAAAGGUGCCACCAUCCCUUACCGCCCAAAGCCUGCCUCCACCCCUGUCAUUUUUUCAGGUGGCCAGGCUUACACCAUCCAAGGACAGUACGCUAUCCCUCAUCCAGAUCAGUUGAGCAAGCUCCACCAGUUGGCUAUGCAGCAAACCCCCUUUACCCCCCUCGGACAGACCACCCCUGCCUUCCCCGCAGCAGGUCUGGAUGCCAGUAACCAGGCCAGUACUCAUGAACUCACCAUUCCCAAUGAUCUAAUAGGCUGCAUAAUCGGACGCCAGGGAACCAAAAUCAACGAGAUCCGUCAGAUGUCUGGGGCGCAGAUCAAAAUUGCUAAUGCCAUGGAAGGGUCAUCGGAGCGCCAGAUCACCAUCACAGGGACCCCCGCCAACAUCAGCCUGGCUCAGUACCUCAUUAAUGCAAGGUUUAGAGACGUUGCGGCCAUGUGGAAUGACCCAUCAUCCAUGACCACAUCCUGAGAUCCCUGACUGGCUCCUCCGUUUGGCCCUUUCCAACGACCGACUACUGCAGACAACCCCGAUGAAGCCCCAGGUCUCUGUCUCUGGCUCUCCGAAAAUCCUGACCACCUCACCAUCCUGUAUGACCCAACAUCAGGGAGGGUUCGGUGUUCGCUUUUAUUUCAGAGAGCUAAAUUAAGUCAAAUAAGAAAAAAAAAAGUAAACACAUGAAAAAAUACUCUCUGUUGAUUAGUUUUUUUUUAGAGAACUGUUAAAGCAUGUUGAAUGUUUAUUAGGCUAAAUCUUGUGUUUAUUUCUCUUCAUUUUCUUUUCGUCUAUUGCUUUUUCUAAAUAUAUGUCAGUGCACAAAACAAAAAAUAUUAUUAGAAAAAGACUGAACUUUUUUUGUAGAACUUAGGUAUUUGUAUAUUACAAAGCAGCUGCUCAGUGAUGCUAUCGGCAGAGUGUGUGGUGGGAUGUAGCCAAAUGAUUCAUCAUGAAUUAUAUUUUCAAAAAAAUAAUAAAAAAAAUAGGACCAUUCCUCGUCUAAUCUCUGCCCGAGACGCUUUGCUGCAUCACAUGACCCUUUAAAGCCAAUGGUAUCACUCCUCUAGCCUCCCUUCUCGUGUUAAUUUCCCCUAUUUAUGAUAUUGCAUGUCUUCAGUGUUGUUUCGUUGCGUAUUUGAGUAAAAAAAAAAGAAACCUGCUCCGUGAUUACGCUUUUUCAGAUGUUACUCUUAUAUCUUUGUGCUCCUGUUUCUUUUCCGCGAUCUUUUUCAGCAAUCUUGGCCGUUCACGUCCAGUCCUACUCCCUGUCCAGACAGAAAAUUUUUCCAACAUAGCCUCCUUUGAAAACCAAUUAAUAGUAUAUACUGUAGAUGCAUGGAUGGGAAUUAGUGAAAAUCAGUGACUUAAACACUGAUGGAAAAUUUUAAUGAUUGUUAAUUAACUUAUAAUUAUUAUGUAUUUUUUUGUACAAGGACUAAUGUGACUUAACACUUUAGUCGACUACGCGGCGAUCAUGCAAUAGACUAUUCAACACUUUACUCUGGACCGCCUCCGAUAUGUGAGGAUUAGUUGGACUUCAAAGUCAGGCGUCCGUCUAAACUUUUCGGCUUUUUUGAACAAGUACAAAUAGGCCUAAAUGUUUUGGACAAGCCUAACGGUAGUUUUGGGGCCAAAGAAUGUUCAGGGGUUCAAUGGAGGGGAACCCACAGGGCCUGGGCGGACGUGACCUCUCAGUCUCUUUUCUCACGAUUGUUCAUCUCGCCAUGUUUUGUCAUCUUCAUGCGGUUGAUUUGUCGCUUUAAUUUUUGAAUGUCUUUUCAUUGUCACAGUCAGCAACUUAUUGAUUUUUUUUAAAGGACAAGUUGGAUGACAAUUCCUGUUUUGCUGUUUAUUUUUUUGUAAAGCCAGGAUGUAUUUAUCUAUGGUGUUGUAAUGCACAUAUUUUUUGUUCUCCGAUGAUGAUACUAAGUUGUUUUUACCCUGUUGUACCUAAUAUGAGUAGGGGUUGUGGGUCAUAUUUGGUAAACUAGGUAAUUCAACUGUCAAUCGAAUAUACUACCUGCUAAAGAUGGUCUACAGAUAUUGAACAUCAUUGAUCAUAAACUUUUUGAUCGCCUGCUAAGCUCAGUUCAAUUGUGAACAAUUCUUGAAUGUUAUUGUUGAAUUACAUUAACUAUGAUCCAACAUAAAAACAUUUUGCAUUUACAGUAAACGUAUUCCUACUAUUUUUUGGAAAGACCCACUUGGUAUCUUUCAGAUA